This is a messenger RNA of Aspergillus pseudotamarii, 3605 nucleotides long. RefSeq lists its product as uncharacterized. The record is from RefSeq and is a predicted model, not a curated record. Lineage: Eukaryota; Fungi; Ascomycota; Eurotiomycetes; Eurotiales; Aspergillaceae. Gene Ontology annotation, molecular function: protein binding. The transcript has 2 exons. The coding region runs from base 159 to 3605 and encodes 1148 amino acids.
GGCUAUAGCCUCAAGCUGAUUUUACAAACGGUAGUUUGGCCUCACGCUAGUCUGCCGAUGCGUUGAUGCCUAGGAAAUCUGGCACAUCCAAAGCCUGAGACACUUGGAUAGCCGCAGCAGCUCCACCCUCAUUCAACCUCGAAGGGAACCUCAACUUCAUGGCAUCUAACGUUUACUGUCCCUUUUGCGGCGUCAUCCUGCUUCCCGAUCCUUAUAGGGAUAAUCCAGAGCCUCCACAGGCCCACGCUCGCCCUUGGUACGCUGAAAUACGUGGAAUCUACUCAACCAAUGACCAGAUCACGAUCACCGGGCUAGGGAUAAUACUCUUCCGAAAUAAGCUCCACGCACCGAUCGAUAGCGAUGAAUCAUAUAUCGACGUGGGGAUUGAAGCGCUCGAAAGAUGGACUAUUUGCGACCCAUCUGAAAGCCGGUGGUGCUUUGCCUUUCACAACUCGUGCUGGAGAUUGCUCCUUCUUAGACUCGGACAUGCACAGGAUGGUGACGUCCACAAUAAGACGGCCAUUCUAGAGUCGAUCUUUCACCAGCUCUAUUCCAUACCUUGCCGCGACUACUCAAGCUUCCAAUGGGGCCACGAUUAUGGGGGCGCUGCGCAAACACACAUAUCGUUUGGGCGGACAGAGCCCGUGGAUCUGGGCUUACACUUCUACGCUGACCCCUGGGUGAUUCCCUCCAUCCAUGACCUGGAAGCGACCGCACCAGACUUCCACAAAGCACACGAUAUUCCGCUCUGGAAAGAGCGAGAAGGCGCCUCCCGAAUAACACUGGCUGUGGAGGGCAGAAAUUACCGGAACGAGAGGGUCGCUGGUAUUUCUGGUCCCUCCGCGCCCGACGACGGGCGGCAUCCACUCCCAUCCCAUCAUAACACGAUAUUGAAAAGGCGUACAAGGCCAGAGAAACCUAGGAACCAUAUGUUGAAUCGACUGUCGGCCGAGAUGAGAUUCGAGAUAUUCUCAUAUUUAUCAUUUGAUGAGCUUUUAAAUCUGAGACUCGUGUGUCGAGAUCUAGCUCUACAGGCAAGUAUCGAUACGCUGCCACAGUCGUACUGGCGCAGUAGGUUUUGUCUAGGUCAGGAGCUUGACUUUGUUUUCCCGUGUCUUUCGGAUACACGGGACUGGUGUCGGCUGUACUUUGGAACGAGGGCAUCUCUAAGCGCCAGAAUCCUACCCUUGAUCAAUCGAAAGAGGGUUCGCAAACUACUGGAACCCAUCGCGGCUCUUGUGGACCUAAAGGAUGUUUUGCAAAAUGGUCCAUACGGAUCUGUCUUUCACCCGGCGCCAGGUCAAGACGGCAACAUUCAGCUAACGGAUGGCGAGGGAGCUGAAAUUCCGCCUCCAGCCGUGCAGAUAGCGGGCUCUUUUUCCGGUCAGUUGGCCUGUACUGGCUCGGGUAAUAUCAUGGGUGAGGGAUGUCGUGAGCUUUACCACAGGGCACGAUCAUUUAUGGCCCCGCGUCGGCAGCAUCCGCGGCGGAUAGGUAUCUCAACCAUCAAAAUCGGCACACGAGGUUUUAUAUCUGGAAUAAACAUAUAUUCCUCGGGAGGGUGUAAUGUCGUCGGCCGUCUAGUCGGAUAUCACAACCCGGUGUCUGAGAAGUGGAUAGAGAUACCGUCCACAUCCGACGUGAAAGCUAUUUGCGUGGCCCUUUCCUCGGAAGGGCUCAAGGCUAUCAAAUUUAAAUUCGGAAAUUCGUAUGCAUCGGACUGGGUUGGCGAGAGCAAUGGCCCAGGGAUUGCUUAUGGCACGCUCACUAUUCCUGACGGGACAUAUUGCUGUUUCUUGGUUAUAGGUCUAGACCACUUCAAGAUCGUUUCGAUCGGCCUAGGGAAAUUGACAGACCGGUCCGGAGCUUCCGAGGAGUUUCCUCAAGGCGUGAUGGGCUCUUGUUGUUUACCGUCUCACUUGUGCUUGUGGACACCGCAUCCCCCACAGCACGAGGAUUCGGAAAUUAGCCCUCUUCUACCCUCCCAGCCUGCCAGGCCUUUUGAACCACUGACUAAUAUCGACUUCGGCGGCCCAAGAGGCCUGCUUCUCGCCUCCUUGACAAAACUUGUCUUCCACAUGGCCUCUGGUCCUUAUCCACUGAUGGGAAUAGAAGUAUUUUAUUGUGAUGGAAGGUCCGUACUUUUUGGCUCUAACAGGGGCUGCGGGAUCUCUUUUCUUAUCGCUGGCUCCCAGGGGGAGCGUAUCAUUGCUUUCAAUGUUCUAGAAGACAAUCGCAGAUACCACCCAGCCAGCGGGCUAGGUGGCGUGGAGGUUUCCACUAACUAUGGAAGAACUGCUACUUUUGCCCCUCUUCACUAUCGACUGAACGCUGCUGUUGGCCCGGUACCUAUUUUGCCAUUCGGCAACACCAUUACGGGAUUUGUUGGCCUUGUAUCAGAAUGCAGCAAUGACAUACCCAGAUCCGAACAACAUUUGAGCCAAACGCGGUUUAUCCGACUCGGCAUCCAAUCCCAAAAAUGUGACGAACAACCCGUAACUCCUGUCAUUCCGGAUCGCGAAUGCCAUCAUAUACCGAAUGAUCAGGUACUGUACGACGAACGGUUCUCUCACUUUAUAGAUGGCGCAAACCAGGGCAACUAUCAGACCUAUGCGUCACUAAAGAAUGUCCGGAAAAUCCAGGCAUCUACAGGCCUCCCCGCCCGAUCCAGAUGCCCUAGUCGCAUAUCCGGUUUGAAGAUCGAGUACUAUAGCCAUCCAACUCCCAGUGUAGUAGGACAAUGGAUGAAUCAGCUGGAUGAUGGUUUCGAACUGUCCCCAGUUGAGGAAGUCCAAUCGUUAACUAUAUGGUUUACUUCCGUAGGCUUCUCGACUGAAUGCCCGGGGCUGGAAGUGGGUCAGGUCACGGCCAUACAAAUUGAGACCAGUUGUUCUCGUAGUGUGACAUUUCGCUCUCCGGACUUUGAAUCUCUUCCACCUCGAAAACUGCAGCACCAGUACCAACGUAGCUCUGACGAGAAACUGACGGCUAUUUCAUGGAUACUGAAUGUAUCUUCUGAUCGCGUCCGAGCAGCCAUGUCUACAAACGAAAGUCAAAAGACUCAGAUGCUGGUCCCCAACCAAGAACCACCUUUCGACCUGGUACGCAAGCUUUACUUCCAAAGGCAGAGUGCCGGCGGCCAGAUAGAGACCAUAGUGACAGCGGAGGCAUACAUUCGAGACAGGGCGAUUGUUGGACUUGCUUUCACCUACACAUCCGGUACAAGUGCGAGGAUAGGUGAUUUCGAUACUGACAUCUGUCAAACAAUUCAAUUUGCAGAGAACGCUCGGAUUGUUGGUUUCUCGGCUGCGGCCGCAGAGCACGAGCUCAUCAAGAUCGAGUUCGAGGUUGAAGAGAAUGAGCAGCCUAGGCACAAGAAGCUUAGACCUUCCAUCAGUUCGCCCGAUAAGCCGGCCAAUGCAGUGGGAUAUGACUGGCGAGACGUAUGGUGUAAAGAUGAUGCAUCCGCGGAAAGCCAUCGACGACUCUUAACCAACGACAGGAUAUACGCACCUCCAAGGCAGUCAAAGCUAGUUGGCAUUUAUGUGGGUUGCCAGGCGUUUUCCCGUUUUGGAGCAUUAUACGAGCCCCAUGUUUCUCAAUAG